UUUUCGCACCUUCCCUGACGUCAAACCUCCAUCAGGGUUGCAACGCCACGUUGCCUUGGAUGCAUGCGUGAGUCCAGUCGCGAGUCGGGGCGAGCGUCCUGCGAGACGCGCUCCCGCCCAGCUUCUCCCUCCCGGCCGCAGGGACCGAAGGCGCCUAUUUUUGGCUCUGCGGGCAGCGGGGCCGCGGCGCUCGGACGGCCUGGGGUUCGGGAGGCGCCACGGAACCGGAAUCGGAACGGAGAGUGCCCGGCGCGGUCCUCGGUCUCUACCGCGGCCCGGAAGGAAUCCGGGCGGCCUCCGCGGAGAUAUUUGCCAGAACUAAUACAGCUGAUUAAAUACUUGACCUUUUCUGCUCCAGAGGCUGGUUUAAUUGAUUAAUUUUCUCCAUAAAUGUGAGAAGUCGGAAAAUCAGUAUUUCUCAUAAUAAAAAGUAAUAGUUUGAGUAUUGAAAGACUGUAGCCGUCUGACUUCAGUUAUUUAUUCAAGAUGCAGAAAAGACAAGGAUAUUGCAGUUAUUGCCGUGUGCCAUAUAAUAACCUGGAACAGCAGACUCUCACUAAAGGAAAAACUAAAAAGGAGUUCUUCAGGCAGAAGGAAAAUGAUUCCCGAUGGAAGCUCACAGAUACAGGAAGUAAUGAAGAACAGUGGAAAGCAUUUGUUCAGUGCUCAGCACAGGAGUCUGACCAGACAGAGUAGACGUCAAAUAUGUACCAGUAGUUUGAUGGAACGUUUCUUACAAGAUGUACUGCAGCACCAUCCAUAUCAUUGUCAAGAGAACAGUUCAGCACAAAAUGAGACAAAUUUGAAUACUGGGUCAUCGUCUGAAGUGGUGCAUUCGAAUGAUGAUUUUUCUGAAGAAGAGGAAGAGGAUGAGAAUGAGGUUAAGGAUGAGGAUGCUACUGAAAAGAGACCCUCCGAGGCUUCUGAGCCUAUUGAAGAGUUGCAUUCCAGACCCCAUAAAUCUCAGGAAGGCACAAAGGAGGUUUCAGUUCGACCAUCAGUUAUUCAAAAACUGGAGAAGGGACAGCAGCAGCCUUUGGAGUUUGUUCAUAAAAUUGGGGCCAGUAUGGAAAAAUGUAAUCCAGGAGAUAUUGCUCAGGCUACAAAUAAUGGAAGCAACUUGGUACGCCCACCAGUGAUUUGUAAUGCUCCUGCUAGUUGUUUACCUGAAAGCUCUAAUGGUAGACCAGUUACAACUAAUUCAACUGGUUUACCACCAGCAGUUCAUUUGGAUUCAGCUAGCAAAUGUGACCCAAACAAAGUGGACAACUAUCUUGAACAGCCAGACAGGGCCUCUAGAAAUCCUGUGCCAUCAUCUCAUCUGGAAAAUUCUUCAGUUUUGCGUCAGAAACCUAAAGAAUCAAAUAGGAAAUCUUUACGUGUAAAUUCGGAUAAGUUGGUUUUGCGGAAAGAUGUAAAAUCUCAGGGUAAAACUUUGUCAGCUGGCUUGAAAUUCCAUGAACGUGUGGGUACCAAGGGCUUAUUAAAAAUUAAGUCUCCUUCCAAAUUAGCAGUAAACCCGAGUAAAACUGACAUGUUUUCUAAUAAAGGAAUCUUUGAAGAUACUAUUCCAAAGCAUCGUGAGAAAUUCUUUUCUAAUAUGGAUUGUACCCAAGAAGAAAAGCAUUUGGUUUUUAACAAGAAAGCCUUUUUGGAUCAGAAGUGCUCAGUGAGUUCUGCCAUGAAGUUUGCUUGUAGCUCUCUUCAGUCAGCAUCUGAUCAGCCCCGAGAGUCUGCACAAGAUUUAAAUCUUUGGAAAGAAGAGCGAAUUGACCAAGAAGAUAACUAUGAAUCUAGAGAAUCAGAAAUGAGUUUUGAUUGCAGUUCCUCUUUUUAUUCACUGACUGACCAAUCUAAAAUGAAUGCCAAAGAAAUAAACCUUUCCAAGAAAGUACGUGCUGCUGUACCAUAUAAGAAUAACAAAUCUUCUAUUUCUGAAGUAAGUUCUGAUUGCGACAAUGUUCUUCAGUUGGCUACCAACCAAUCCCAAAUAAGUCUUCAGAAUACAAUGCGUAUUAGCCUGGUUGACCAAAGCUAUGAAUCUAGUAGUUCUGAAACAAAUUUUGAUUUUGAUGCUUCACCUCAGUCCACUAGUGAUGAUUACCCUCAACAAUCUGUAAAAGAAGUAAACCUUCCUAAGGAAGCACACAUUGGUUUGGUUGACAAGAACUAUGGUUCUAGUAGCUCUGAAUUAAGUGCUGAUUCUGUUUUCCCACUUCAGUCAGUGGUUGACCAGCCCUCAGUGGCUGUCACAGAAACAAAACUUCGGAAGAAAGCUCAUACUGGCUUGGUUGACAACUAUGGAUCGAGUUGUUCUGAAACAAGUUUUGAUUGUGAUGUUUCUCUUGAUCAUCCGCGAAUGACUGUCAAAGGAAGAAACCUGAAAGGUAGACAAGUUCACCUAAAACAUAAGAAGCGUAAACCCAGUAGGGCUAAAGCACAUCUUGGUUGUGAUGUCUCACUUGGGACAGUUGCAGAUGAAUCCCAGAGGGCUGUUGUGAAGAUGAAUCUUCUGAAGGAGAAGAAUGCUGACCUUAUGGAUAUAAACUAUGAAUCCCAGGGUCCUGAAAUGGGUUUUCACGCUGAUGCUCAAUUAGUGGCUGACCAUUCUCAAGUAGCAGUUACAGAAAUAGACCUUCAGAAAGUGGAUGUUGACCUUGAGAAUAAGAGUGUUCAGUCUAGCAGUACUUCUCUAAGUUCUGAUUCUCCAGCUUCUCUUUAUCAUUCAGCCCACGAUGAGCCUCAAGGAGCUUUGGAUGAAGUAAAUCUUAAAGAGUUAAAUAUUGACAUGGAAGUUAAGAGCUACGAUUGCUCCAGCUCUGAACUGACUUUUGAUUCUGACCCACCUCUUCUGUCAGUUACUGAGCAGUCUCAGCUGGAUGCCGAAGGAAAAGAACGGCACCUUGACCUGGAAGAUGAGAGCUGUGAGUCAGAUAGUUCUGAAAUAACAUUUGAUUCUGAUAUUCCUCUUUAUUCAGUAGUUGACCAGCCUGAAGUAGCUGUUUAUGAGGAAGAAACUGUUGAUCUGGAAAGUAAAAGUAAUGAAUCUUGUGUUUCUGAAAUAACUUUUGAUUCUGAUAUUCCUCUUCAUUCAGGAAAUGAUCACCCUGAAGUAGCUGUUAAAGAAGUAAUUCAGAAAGAAGAGUACAUUCACUUAGAAAGGAAGAAUGAUGAACCCAGUGGUUCUGAAAUAAAUUCGGACUCCUAUGCCCCUCUUCAUUCAGUGACUAAUUCUCCUGAAGUAGCUGUUAAAAAGCUAUAUCCUCAAAAAGAAGAGCAGGUGCACUUAGAAAAUAAGGAAAAUGAACCUACCAAUUCUGAAGUAAGUUUGGAUUAUAAUAUCAUGUUUCAUUCAGUGACUGGACAUUCUGAAGAUCCCAUUAAAGAAAUAAACCUUCACAAAAAAGAGCAUAUGUACUUAGAAAAUAAGAGUGUUUUUGAAACAGGUUUGGAUUCUGGUAUCUCUCUUCAGUCAGCGAUGCACAAACCUGAAGUAAUUGUCAAAGAAACAUGGCUUCAAAGAGAAAAGUAUACUGAAUUCCAAGAUAGAAGUGCUGAAUUCAGUGGUUCAAAAACAAGUUUAGAUUCUGGUGUCCCUCAUUAUUCAGUAACUGAACCUCAACUAGCUGUUAACAAAAAAAACAGAAAGAAGCAAUGUGUUAUAGAAAACAAGAAUGAUAAAUGUAGUGGUUCUGAAAUAAUUCUGGAUUCUAAUAUUCCACCUCAGUCAAUGACUGACCAACCUCAACAAGCUUUUUUGAGGGAAGAGUAUGUUAAUCUGAAGGACAGAAACAGCAAAUCAAGUGAUUCUAAAAUAACUUUUAAUUCUGAACAACUUCAGGAAGCAGUUAAAAAAAUAGACCAAUGGAAGGAAGAGGUUAUUGGCCUGAAAAAUAAGAUUAAUCAACCUAAUACUUCUAAAUCAAUACAUGAUUCUGAUGUUUCUGUCCAGUCUGUGGCUGACCAACCCCAAGUAGCUAUUAAACAUGUAAACCUUGGGAAUGAAAACCAUAUGUACUUGGAAGUUAAGAACAGCCAACAUAGUUGUUCUGAAAUGAAUGUGGAUUCUGAUUUCUUGGUUCAGUCAGUAGUCAGUCGACCUCAAAUAACUGUUUUAGAGCAGGAGCAGAUUGAACUAGAAGAUAAGCACAAUCAAUGUUGUAGUUCUGAAGUAAGUUUUGAUUCUGAUGACCCUCUUCAGUCAGUAGCUGACCGGCUGAGAGAAACUGUUAAAGAAAUAAGCCUUUGGAAGGAUGAAGAUGUUGACAUGGAAGAUAGGAGGGAUGAAGCUAAGGGUUUUGAAAUUAUGUAUGAUUCUGAUGUUCUUCAGUCAGUGGCUGCCCAACCUGAAGAAGUAGUUAAAGAGGCUGGACUUUGGAAAGAGCAUGCUGACUUGAAAAAUAAGAUUGUCAAACCUACUGAUUCCAAAAUAAAUUUUGAUUCUCAUGAACCCCUUCAGUCCAUGACUAGUAACAUUCAAGGGGUCAAUCAAGAAUUAAAUCUUUUGGUGGAGGAACAUGUUUGUCUGGAUGAGAAGAGCUAUGCACCCCGUGAUUCUGAAAUAAUUUAUGUUUCAAAUAUCCCUCUUCAGUCAGUGAUUAAACAGCCACACGUUUUGGAAGGGGAGCAUGCCAAUCUGGAAGAUAAGAGCAGUGAUUCUUGCAGUCCUGAAGAAGGUUCUGAUUUCAGUGACUCUUUUCAGACAGUAGCUGAUGGACUUCAAAAAUCUGUCAAAGAAAUAAAUCUUUGGAAGGAAGACCAUAUUUACCUGGAAGAUAAGAGCUAUAAACUAGGUGAUUUUGAUGUAAGUUGUACUUCUCAUAUUCCUGUUCAGUUUGUGACUGAUCAAUCUUCUGUGUCUGUUGAAGAAAUAAACUUACAAAAGAAGGAUCAUAAUGAUCUAGAAAAGAAGAACUGUAAAACCUGUGGUUCUGAAAUAAAAUGUGAUUCUUGUGUUCGUCUUCAGUCAAAAGUUGAUCAACCUCAAGUGACUUACAAAGAGGCAGACCUUCAGAAGGAAGAACAUGUUGUCAUGGAAGAAAAGACUGAUGAACCUAUGGAUUCAGAAAUGAUGUAUGAUUCUGAUGUUCCUUUUCAAAUAGUAGUUAACCAAUUUCAAGGGUCAGACAAAGAAACACAGCUUCCAAAGGUGGUACUUGUGAAUGUGAUGCCCAGUGAUGGUGAUUAUGAAGUAAUUUCAGAUGAUACUCCCCUUCAGUUAGUGACUGACCCACCUCAAUUGACUGUCAAAGAUAUCAACUGUAUAAAUUCAGAAUGUAUGGAUAUAGAAGAUAAGAGUUGUGACUCUUUUGGCUCUGAAGUCAGAUGUAGUUGUAAAGCCUCUUCUCCCUCAACGACAAGCCAAUGCAAAGAGACUUUCAAAAUAAUAAACCGGAAGAAAGACUAUAUUAUUCUGGGAGAGCCAAGUUGUCAGUCUUGUGGUUCUGAAAUGAAUUUUAAUGUUGAUGCCUCUAAUCAGUCCAUGACUUAUGAGUCACAAGAACCGGAUAAGAAAAUGGUGAAAUAUAUUGACUCAGAAGAUAAUAACUGUGGAUAUAAUGGCUCUAAAGGAAAAUUUAAUUUGGAAGAUACUUCUCAUCGAAAGACUCACCGAAUGCAGAAAGCUCACAAAGAAGCCAACCUUUGGAAAGAUCCAAGAAAUGCUAGCCUAAAGAGUAAGAGCUGUCAAUCUAGUGCUUCUGCAGUGGAUUUUGGUGACUCUUCUAAGUCAGCGCUCCAUAGAAGGGCUGAUAAAAGAAAACUUUCAAAGUUAAAACAUGGAGAUCUAGAAAGUGUGAGCCGUGAACUGGUUGAUUUUGAGAUGAAUUUUCAGUGUGCUCCCCCUCUUCCGUCUGAUACUCAUCAGCCUCAAGAAACUGUUAAGAAAAGACAUCCUUGCAGGAAGGUAUCUUUUGACCUGAAAGAAAAGAACUGUGAUUCCCAGCCAAGCUCUGUUCCUGAGGUUGAUUCUGUAAGGAACCUGAAAAAAGCAAAGGACAUCAUAGAAGAAAAUUCUGAUGAACCAGUUCUUGAAGCCUUACCUCAUGUACCUCCUUCAUUUGUGGGGAAAACAUGGUCUCAGAUAAUGAGAGAAGAUGACUUAAAAAUUAAUGCUCUUGUGAAGGAGUUUAGGGAAGGCCGUUUCCACUGUUACUUUGAUGAUGACUGUGAGACCACAAAAGUUUUUCCAAAGAAGAAAAGGGUUACCUGGGCUGACUUGAAAGGUAAGGAGGACACUGCACCAAUUCAAGCUCUGUCCGAGAGUGAUGAUACUGUACGUGGUAGUUCAGAUAUUGAUGACUUGUCAGUGGCCUUCGAUCAACCAUGCCAUCAUCAUCCUCCAGCAGAGAAUCCUUCUACACAAAAGUGGCCUGUGGCUUCUGAAUGCCAGACAGCGAACAUCAGCCAUAGUACUCAAACCAGUUGUAAGAAUUACCCAGUGUUGAAAAGAAAAAUAAUUAGACAAGAGGAAGACCCACCAAAAAGUAAGUGUUCACGUUUACAGGAUGACAGAAAAACCAAAAAGAAUGUCAAAAUUGGGACAAAAGUUGAGUUUCCUGCAUCGUGUACUAAAGUUUUGAAGCCUAUGCAACCCAAAGCCUUAGUUUGUGUUCUUUCUUCUUUAAAUAUUAAACUGAAGGAGGGUGAAGGCCCCCAGUUCCCUAAAAUGAGGCAUCAUAGUUGGGAUAAUGAUAUUCAGUUUAUAUGCAAAUAUAAACGGAAUAUCUUUGAUUAUUUUGAGCCCUUGAUUAAGCACAUUGUAGUUAAUGUAGUAGUACCUCCCCUGAAUGUAGUAGUACCCGAGGUUGAGAGGCAUAACUGGGUUAAAAUUCAUUUUAAUAGGAGCAACCUAAACUCCAGCGCAGGAGAUAAUGAUGCUGAUGGACAAAGCUCUGCUUCAGUGCCUUUAAUGGCAGCGCCAGCAAGAUAUGGAUUUAAUUCACAUCAGAGAACCAGUGACUCUUCUCUGUUUCUGGAAGAAUCAAAGGUUCUGCAGGUUCGUGAGGUUCCAAAGAAAAGUAAUUUCCAGCUAACAUUUUUAAAUCAUGAUGUUGUAAAAAAUCAUUUAAAUUAUCCAGAAUCAGUUAGAACUAAAUUUUUGGGAAGUAAAAGUAAAAAGAAAAUUCAUGAAAAGAAGGUGACAGCUAGUGGUAGAAAGCUAGGUUUUCCCAAAAAGGUUAGUAAACCAAUUAUUUCUCAGAAAAAAACCAGAAAAGCUUCAGAGAAACAAUCACCUUCAAUUUGGACCAAACCAAGUGAGGUAAUUAGAAAGUAUAUGUCAAAAUACUCAGCCUUUUUAUAUCAUAGAUGUCAGUCUAGGUAUGCUUUUUUUGGAAUGUAUCCAAAGAAGGAAACUGUUAUCAGUAGGCUAAAGAAGGCAAAGAGAACAGCUAACGUGCUUUCACACUCCUCAGUUCCACCAGCUGGUGCUGAAGAACUGUCAGGCGCUAUCGCAAAUCCUCCUCCGAAGCUACCUGUGCAUUCUUCUAGACGUGCAUGUUCUUCUAGACCUGCGCCGCCUUCUAGACCUGCGCCACCUUCUAUACCUGCGCUUUCUUCUAGACCUGCACCUUCUUCUAGACCUGCGUGUUCUUCUCGACCUGCGCGUUCUUCUCGACCUGUGCGUUUUUCUAGCCGCAUUGCGAAAAGGGAGGAGGAGAAGAGGAGUGAAAAAUGCCAGAGCCAAAAGAAAACUUCUUCUGGACCCGUGAGAGCAUAUAAUCUGAGAAGUUCAUCUUGUUCACAACCUUGUGAAAGAAUGAUGACUCGGCUAGCAAACAAAUUGAGAGGUAAUGAGGUAAAAUAGAAGUUUUAUUUGUGUUCAAGCCAGUUGAGGGUUCAGUACUUUAAUUGAAAUAUAUUUGGUACUUUGUGCACACAGCUUUCCCAACUUUGGUGAGAAAACUAAACUUGAACUAUUUUGCUAUAAAUAUUAUUUUUCAGAAUUUUUAUAUUCAUUUAAAAUUAGUGUUUAGAGUCCUUUCAUUUUAAGAUUCAAAAUGAACCUUACAUUUUGUUCAACAUUUUCUGUAGAAGACCUUCAUCUUAAUUUAUGUCACAAAAUAAUUUAGUAGAGUAUGUAGAAUUUUGUCCCUCAAAUCAUAUCCCACUUAUUUUUUUAUGAUUAUCUCUCUCAUGCCAGCAAAUUUAAUAUUGUUAGAAUAAAUAUAGCAAAUUUAAUUAAUGCUAUAUUAUUACUUUUUAAAAAUCAGAACAAACGCAUACGUGCCUAUAUUCUUUGUGUUUUAGAGUGGCAUUGUCAAUAUAGUAUUCUAAUUGGACAAUUAUAAAGAAGGAACUAUAAUGAAUUAUGUCAGCUUUUGAGUGGGGUUGACUUAAAUGAACACAAACAAAAUAUAAUUUAUCUUUUUUAAAGCAUUCCAGAAAAUGAGAUUCCAUAAUCUUUAAUACAGUUUUUAAAAAAUGGCCUGGUGAUUUUUUUAUGCAUAACAUGAACUCCUGCUUCAUUUAAAUUGGAUCUGCAAGGCCAGACACAGUGGCUCAUGCCUGUAAUCCCAGCACUUUGGGAGGCCAAGGUGGGCAGAUUACCUGAGGUCAGGAGUUCAAGAUCAUCCUGACUGACAUGGAGAAACCCUGUCUCUACUAAAAAUACAAAAAACUAGCAAGACGUGGUGGGGCAUGCCUGUAAUCCCAGCUACUUGGAAGGCUGAGGCAGGAGAAUCGCUUGAAUCUGGGAGGCGGAGGUUACGGUGAGCUGAGAUGGCUCCGUUGCACUCCAGCCUGGGCAACAAGAGUGAAACUUCGUCUCAAAAAAAGUAAGAACAAAUUUAAAAAAUUUGAUCUGUAAGUCUCUACUUUAUCAUUUGGACACAUGCACACAUACAGUCUCUGUAGGUUUUUUGGAUUAGCCUUUUAGAUCUUAAUGGGGAAAAUAAUUUCACCCGUGUGUUUAGGCAUUCCCCCUCCCGCUCUUUGUUUAACCACCUUUACUCCCCCCUCCACAUGAAGAGUUGGUGGUUUAAUAUGAAAAUCCAGGUUACUUUGUGGCCUUAUCUCUUAAAAUGGUUUAGACAUCACCAUAUCAUUUUUUAAUAGCUUGAACUGAAAUUAUUGGCUUGGUAAUAUUUGGGCAGGCCAUUAAUUCUCAUUAGAAAAUUACUUAAUAUUUCAAAAAAUUGAAUAAAACUGGUAACCUCUGUGGAGGCCCAUUUUCCAAGUGGAAACCUGUAUUUAUACAUUAGUUUGUCCUAAGCUUGUUAACAGAUUUUUAACAGUUCAAAUAAAAGAUGUUAAUGAGAUGCAGUUUGAGUCUGGGAUAGUCAGAAUAUAUCCAGAAUCUUUAGUCAGGUGGACUGUUUGAGUUGGUACAGAGGCAUUGAGUUGUCAUUCAUUCAUGUUGAGCCAAGAUCCUGGAUCUUCUAUCGUUAAUGUUAAGGGGAAACAUGAAUUCCAGCUAUAUUGUAUGACUGCCAUAUUUUAUUGAAACUAAGGUCAAUGUUAAACCAUUAUCUUGAUUUCAGGAUUUAAAAUGUGUUACCUUAGAAAUAAUGAAGUGUAGUAUAACAGUUUGUUUCUAAAUGUGGUUUUAUUUCAGGGGCCAUUAUUUAAUCUGUGUAUACUAUGAUGGAGUUCCGUUGUGAUUUCUGUACUUCUAAAUUUAAAUAGUAAUUAUGUUUAAAAAAAAAAGACAAAUGUUUGUGUUUUUAGUUGCAAAGCAGCAUAUAUCACAUUUCCUUCAACCUUGCCUCCUCAUAUACAAAUAUAUUUUCACUUUUAAAAGAUCACUGUGAGCCACUAUUUCAAAAUAAUCCUCCAAUUUUAAUUUAGGAACAGAGCUUUGUCCUAUUGACUAGGAAACAAAAAACAGCUGAUACAUAAAAAACUCUACUUGUGGGUAUUGGUGUCUUUUUCCCCUAUGGAAUAGACACAUAGUUCCCUUAAAUAUCAUUAAUAGACAUUCUUCAUUCUUUCAGUGUAAGUUUAAAAGCAAGAGCUCAAAUGGAAAUAGUACAUAUGAUAUGUCAUAGCUGUUGUAAUUACAUCAUGCAGAGAGAACAGCUCUUAUAAUUCAAAUAAUCAAAAUUUCAAGUUAUAAAAAUGUUACCAUUUUCACAUUGGAAGCCCUUCUAAGUACCAUUUUCAGUGGGGGCAGGGAGAAGGCUUAUAUUUAAAAUUUAUAUUACCAAACAUAAAAGUACAGUGCAGUACUGAUGAUUUUGUUCAAAUUUUUUCAAAUGCUUACUAAGUUCUUGUAAUCAUGAUUAUUUUAGACAAGCUUGAAAUUGUAAAACUUAUAAUUUAAGUUAAAGAAAUGAAUUACUUUCAGAAUUUGGUAGGAUACAAGAUGUGCCCCUUUGUCUAAAUAAAUGUUGGCUUAAUUCGCAGAUUAGAUAAAACAAUUGAUGUUUUUGUGUAUUCAAGAAUGCAUUAAAUUCUUUUAAUAGUAAAAAGUCAAAUUACAACCAUAAUGAGUAUUUUAUUAAUCUUGUUCUUGUUCAGUAUCUUGCAUAGAUUUUUAUUGUAAUUGUCCUGAGUUCUACAGUAUGUGGACAAUAUUGUGUGAAGUGUGUUUUUGCAUUUGUGCAUUUAAAUUAUUUAUGUAACUAGGGCUCUGAGUAAUACUUUUUUUUUGGUUAAAGAAAAGCUAUAUUUAAAUAUUCAAAUAAUUAUAUAUUUCCAUGUAAAACUAAUGUGAAGACUAAUGUAUUUUUUAUAUUGCAAUGUAACAGCUAAACUUGUUUUUGAUGUUAUCAAGAUAAAAUUUAUUAAACCUUGAAAUUUGUCUCUGUUC
Callithrix jacchus (white-tufted-ear marmoset) is the source of this 10753-nucleotide messenger RNA. It is a transcript of the gene ZDBF2, whose product is annotated as zinc finger DBF-type containing 2. Gene Ontology annotation, biological process: genomic imprinting. Gene Ontology annotation, molecular function: nucleic acid binding; zinc ion binding. Lineage: Eukaryota; Metazoa; Chordata; Mammalia; Primates; Cebidae. The record is from RefSeq and is a predicted model, not a curated record.